Messenger RNA from Marmota flaviventris (yellow-bellied marmot), 1401 nucleotides. It is a transcript of the gene Serpini2, whose product is annotated as serpin family I member 2. The record is from RefSeq and is a predicted model, not a curated record. NCBI's taxonomy places the organism in Eukaryota, Metazoa, Chordata, Mammalia, Rodentia, Sciuridae. Gene Ontology annotation, molecular function: serine-type endopeptidase inhibitor activity. Gene Ontology annotation, biological process: negative regulation of endopeptidase activity.
CAAAAUGGAUAAAAUCUUGUUGUGGAGUCUCCUGUUGAUUUUUUCUGGAAGUCAAGCCUCAAGAACCUUGGCUCAAAAAAAUACUGAAUUUGCAGUGGAUCUUUAUCAAGCUAUUUGCUUAUCUCACAAGAGCAACAUUGUAUUUUCCCCGCUUGGAACAACUUUGGUUCUUGGAAUGGUACAACUGGGAGCAAAAGGCAAAGCACUUCAGCAAAUAAAACGAACUUUAAAGCUGCAGGAAACCCCAACUGGAGAAGAAUUUUCUGUGUUGAAGUCAUUUUUCUCUGCCAUCUCAGAGAAAAAACAAGAAUUUACAUUUAAUCUUGCCAAUGCCCUCUACCUUCAAGAAGGAUUCACUGUGAAGGAACAGUAUCUCCAUGGCAACAAGGAGUUUUUUCAGAGUGCUAUAAAACUGGUGGAUUUUCAGAAUGCAAAGGCUUGUGCAGAGACAAUAAGUACCUGGGUAGAAAGCAAAACAGAUGGAAAAAUUAAAAACAUGUUUUCAGGGGAAGAAUUUGGCCCUCUGACUCGGCUUGUCUUGGUGAAUGCUAUCUAUUUCAAAGGGGAUUGGAAGCAGCAAUUUAGAAAAGAAGACACGCAGCUGAUGAAUUUUACUAAGAAAGAUGGUUCAGCCGUCAAAAUUCCAAUGAUGAAGGCUCUUCUGAAAACAAAAUAUGGUUAUUUUUCUGAAUCCUCCAUGAAAUACCAGGUUUUGGAAUUGCCUUAUAAGGAUGACCACUUUAGUUUAAUCAUCAUACUUCCUGCAGAAGAGGUGAACAUAGCAAAGGUAGAAAAAUUAAUUACCGCUCCUCAGAUCCUGAAAUGGUUCUCUGAGAUGCAGGAAGAAGAAGUGGAAAUAAGCCUCCCUAGAUUUAAAGUGGAACAAACACUAGACUUCAAAGAAGCUUUGUAUUCUUUGAACAUAACUGAGAUAUUUAGUGGUGGCUGUGACCUUUCUGGAAUAACAGAUUCAUCUGAGCUGUAUGUUUCUCAUGUCAUGCAGAAAGUUUUCUUUGAGAUAAAUGAAGAUGGCAGUGAGGCUGCAACAUCAACUGGCAUACAUACCCCCGUGAUCAUGAGUCUGACUCCAAAUCAAUUUAUAGCAAAUCACCCAUUUCUGUUCAUUAUGAAGAAUAACCCAACAGAAUCAAUUUUGUUUAUGGGAAGGGUGACAAAUCCUGACACCCAAAAUGUGAAGAGAAGAGACUUAGAUUCAUUGUAAAUGAGAAGCACAGCCUCAGAAUACAAGAGUGUUCCUGGAAAAGAGUUGAUUUGCAAAAUAUCAUCAAUUUGAAAAUAUCUUCUUGGUAUCAUUUUUCUGUUUAAAGCUAUGCCUGUAUUAACCUAUAUUAGUAUAGCCCUGUAUUAAUGAGUAAGUGAACUCAGAUACGUGUUUGUUUC